GAACAGAAAUAUAAAUAGGCGCGAUUUGGUUUUUGCACCGCCCCUUAAUAUCAACCGGAACCAAUGGAAUUACAGUCUGUCUGCUGUGAGCGCAAGUUGGCUCUGUGAUUUAUUUCUUAACUGAAACUGUGAAACCUACACGAAACCCUCCUCUCCUCUUCGUCUUCUUCUUCUCUCCUCAAACUGUUUCCAUCGUCCUCCAUCUCCUGUCAGACCCCCGCAGCACUGACCCGACAGAGGAGGGGGACUUUACCCCUGAUGGUGUUUACGCCCACCGACUGAGGUCAAUCUAGGCAGGUCUGCCGUAAAUUGUUGAUUGGAUGCCGCGGACGGACAGCCAAUUUCUCGCCAGUGCUGUUCCUGAGAGGAGAGCGAAGCUAAAUGUGAGCACCUGAAGCACCAUAGGCCUGACCAUGUUCACUGGAGCAAGAUGACUUUACCCAACAAGUCAGACGACACCUCCUCCCCCUCCUUCCCUCUCUCUUCCCUUGAACAUAAUUUCUCUGUCUAUGUCACCAAUGACCCCUCGUACUCCCCCAUAUCCUUCCCCACAUCCUCUUACUCUUUGCUGACUUCCACCAACUGCACCAGCUCUGCUUCACCCUACUCUCCACCAUACAACUUCUAUGCGGUGCUGUUAGUCCUCCUGAUCUUCUGCGUGGUGUUUGGUAAUGUGCUGGUGUGCGUGGCGGUGUCUCGAGAACGUGCCCUGCAGACCACCACCAACUACCUCAUCGUCUCACUGGCUGUUUCUGACCUGCUGCUGGCCACGCUGGUCAUGCCUUGGGGCGUAUACCUGGAGGUGGUAGGAGAGUGGCGAUUCAGCCUCAUCCACUGUGACAUCCUGCUCACCCUGGACGUCAUGAUGUGCACAGCCAGUAUCCUCAACCUCUGCGCCAUCAGCAUCGACAGAUAUACAGCGGUGGCAAUGCCAUUGCUCUACAACACCAGAUACAGCUCCAGGAGGAGGGUGGCGGUGAUGAUUUCGGUUGUGUGGUUCCUUUCUUUUGCCAUCUCCUGCCCUUUACUGUUUGGGCUGAACAACACUGCAAAUCGUGAAGGCACCACGUGCAGCUUUGCAGACCCGGCAUUUGUGGUGUACUCAUCUGUGGCCUCCUUCUACGUUCCCUUCAUUGUAACAUUGCUGGUGUACGCGCAGAUCUGCCUGGUGCUGCGCAAACGCGGCAGACGCACUGCCCCGCCACGCAGACACGGUUUGCUUGCGCAAGGUGCGGCUGAAGCAGAAGGUCACCGACACAGGAAGAAUAAGUGUACACAACCAGAAGAUGUGAAGCUGUGCACCCUGAUCCUGAGACCUGCCUCUGCAACCCCACAGCGCAAGAAAGUGAGCCUGGUUAAAGAGGCGGUGGUUCACCCUCUUGAAGUGGAGCCAGGUCAUUUCCUGCCACAGAAUGAGCAAGGUCUGGCUCCUCCGCCUCCUCCUCAGGCCUCUUCGAAAUCUGGACGACCCCGGAUCUCCCUGUCCAUCUCGGUUGGACCUGCUCCUGUUCUCCCCUCAACCGUGACACGAUCGGCUCUGACACCUCGUCCUCCCACCCUUGAGGAUGGCAUGAGGGGCCGUGAGGGAUGGAGGGAGCGCAGUGCAGGCAAAGAGAAAUGGGGCAUCACCAAGGAAAGGGUGAGAGGGAGGCUGUCACAGCAGAAGGAGAGAAAGGCGACGCAGAUGCUUGCUAUUGUGCUCGGUGUGUUCAUUAUCUGCUGGCUGCCUUUCUUUCUGACCCAUGUACUGAAGGCCCACUGCAGAAGCUGCUGCAUCUCACCCUCUCUGUACAGCGCCGUUACCUGGCUGGGAUACCUCAACAGUGCCGUCAACCCUGUCAUAUACACCACUUUCAACAUUGAAUUUCGCAAAGCCUUCAUCAAGAUCCUGCACUGCUAGUCCAAAAGGAUGAGAGGUGUCAGUUGUCCAAAAAUAAAAAAAUAAAAACGCCUGACAUCAAUUUGAGUUCUGAGGUGAGAAAGAGCUGAGUAAGAAGCAAAGAUAAAGAAGUGUGUGGCAGGUUUGAUGUGCAGAGAUGGGAAGUGAGACAAAAGAGUGGACAGCUGAUAAGUCGAAGUGGGACAAACUUUUCAGAAAGUGAAUGACAAGAGAAAUGUAACAAAUAGCUUACACAAGACUGAAGAAAGAAACUAGGAGGCAAUCACAAAAAAGCGUGUGACAAGUAGAAGACAGGUGCACAAAACACAAGCAAGCGGGAGAUAUUCAAAGAAAAGAAGACGUGUGCUGCGUUGUACAAGAUAAUACGCUUGUCAAGAGAAUUACUGAGGACCGGGAAUCUCAGAGCAGCAGCUUGACUCAAAAACUUAGCGUAAGUUGGACUCCAAGAAACGUGACUGUUUUUCCAAUUUACUGGAAGACUUAAGUCGUACUUGUAUUUUCUUGUAUCACUGACAAAAAGCACCUUAUCAGUUUACAUGUGCUUGUCUUUCCCAGAGGACUGGAAUAAGUCAGGGGAAAGGUGGGAAAACAGCUUGCGUACAGCUUAAAACUCUGACAGCCAAUGAUCAAUAAUGUUUCAUACGUCUUUUAAAAAAAAUCCCCAUUGCAUUGUGUAACAAUUAUUGAUUUGGUGACUGAGCAGUAACAGUCAAGACAGCUUUCAUGCAUUUUAGUAUGUACAGUUCUUUCUCUAAAUAAGUUGCUUAUAAAUGUAAAGGUGAGUGUUGUAAACUUUGCUUUAAAGUUUUGUGGGAUGUACAAAUAAUCAAAU
Haplochromis burtoni (Burton's mouthbrooder) is the source of this 2732-nucleotide messenger RNA. It is a transcript of the gene drd2l, whose product is annotated as dopamine receptor D2 like. NCBI's taxonomy places the organism in Eukaryota, Metazoa, Chordata, Actinopteri, Cichliformes, Cichlidae. Gene Ontology annotation, molecular function: G protein-coupled receptor activity; dopamine neurotransmitter receptor activity, coupled via Gi/Go. Gene Ontology annotation, biological process: adenylate cyclase-activating adrenergic receptor signaling pathway. The coding region runs from base 431 to 1900 and encodes 489 amino acids. The transcript has 8 exons. Gene Ontology annotation, cellular component: presynaptic membrane; glutamatergic synapse. The record is from RefSeq and is a predicted model, not a curated record.